This is a messenger RNA of Perca flavescens (yellow perch), 1760 nucleotides long. RefSeq lists its product as uncharacterized. The transcript is spliced from 3 exons. NCBI's taxonomy places the organism in Eukaryota, Metazoa, Chordata, Actinopteri, Perciformes, Percidae. Bases 129 to 875 code for a protein of 248 amino acids. Gene Ontology annotation, cellular component: membrane. The record is from RefSeq and is a predicted model, not a curated record.
UUAGUUUCCGUUUAUUUCCCAGGCGACCUGAACUAAUCGCGGCAGCCAGGAGACCCGGAAAACUUCUACAUUCACGCCCAAACAGUAUCCACACACGUUUAUUGAAAACUCUCUGAUUCAUAAACAACAUGAAUUCUGUCCUGCGCUUCGUCGGACUGCUGUUGACAAUUCCCUUCGAUGGUUUCGCCGGUCAGACGGAGGACAAGACGCAGGAGGAGGGACAGACACCGACCACGCUACAUCUUGCAGACCAGAUGUUGGAACCUCAGCUUGGACAGAAUAUCACUCUGCCGUGUGAAGUUCCCAGCAAUGCCAAUAUCAUAGCUGUUAAUUGGACCAAAACUGACCUGGGAUCACAAAAUGUCAUCUUUUACCGGGAUGGGCAGCCUGACAUAGACAACCAGCAUCAAUCCUUUGAGAACCGCGUGCAGCUGGACAAUGAGCCGAGGGGCGGAAACCUAUCUUUGGUUCUGAAGAAUGUGAGCAGCAGCGACUAUGGGAUAUAUGAGUGCAGCUAUAAAGAGAGCAAAGGGGAAGAUAUUAUUACGUCCAAACCCAUCUGCAUCGUCAUCCUAAAGGAACCAUGGUGGCCGGAGUUAGUUUUCUGUGCGUUUGGUCCUUUUGGUGGUGGUGGUGGUGUUGGUGUUGAAGGUGUUGUUGGUGUUGAAGGUGUUGUUGUUGUUGUUGGUGUUGUUGGUGUUGUUUGUGUUGUUGGUGUUGUUGUUUGUGUCUUUGGUUAUACAUUUUUCAAGAUGCGUAAAAGGUGUAAAGAGAAGAAUUCAGACCUGCCUGUUUCUUACACAGCAGGUAAACAGCAGCUUCUUCGGCGGUUCCCCUCAAUAACUGACCGGGACAAGCUUCCGUCUAGGGUUUAAUAUUUUUCCCGAAAAUUAGUUGAAUCAGAUCCUGGGAAAAGACGACCCAUUUCCCGGGAAAAGUAAUGUAUCGAUAUCAUUCAAAUAUGCGCUCCCAAAUCCCAAACUGACAUUUUUUUUUACAUUAUUUGUAUCAUUAUUAGGGCUAAAUCCAUUCUGAGGCUGUUGAGAUUUGUAAGCGGCUGGAAAUGGGAAUAUUCACUGAGAAAAAAAAAAAAAAAAAAAAGCCUUAACCCUCAUAUACACUCCUAAUAUCAGCAUUGCAUUGAACUCGUACCAACUUAGGCUACAUAUUUCUUUUAGUUCACAAUGCAUUUUCACCCUACCUUCUUUCAUUUUCUUCUGGAGGUGUUCUUUCAAGAAGCAGAGAGCGUCGAUAGACUCUGCACUCAGGCGGUUUGGGAUUUUCUUGACAAAUUGUCCGCAGAUAGAAAUCGCUUUCUCCGCCUUCACUGAAUAGUACUAAGAGCUUCAAACAACUGUUGCAGGUGAAUGAGGUUAGUGAGCCUGUAUUACCGUAGCUGUAUUACCGUAGGCCAGGCAGCAUGACGGAGACAACAGCAGGACAGAGAACACUACAGGAGGGCUUUCACCGGCGACCCGAUAGCUGCUGGUUAGUAAAUACGCAGGAACACCAAAAGCGUGAGGAAGCGUGGGUUAAUAUGUGCGUUGAUACUGGGAGGUCUACACAACUGUGGGAGUCGAUUGACUUCAAAAAGUUCGCCACUUUACUCGAACCAAAGUUCAAAACACCUGAUCAUGUAUGUCUUCUUUAGUCUGUUGGCUAUUUAGCUUUUUUCCUGGAACACGUCACUUACACAUUUUGCACUUACUGCUGCGUCUUGUGUAGACUGUUUACAUAUUUUGUGCUCAUCAUCAUAUGUA